AUGCCGCAGGCGGCGACCGCGGAGCACCGCGGGGACGGCGUCGACCGGCGUAACGCCCACCACGAGCGAUCGGCCCGCGAGAGGAGCGAGCGCGAGGCGGGAAUGAGGGCGUUCGAGCCGCCGCCGGACGAGGAGGGGGCGGUGGAGCACCUGAGCGCGUCCGUCGUGCUCGCGGCGGUGGAGGAGAGCGGGCCCAACUACCUGCUGCCGAAGGCGCCGGAGCCGGUCAAGUCGCGCCGGAAGCGGCUCAUGGUGGAUGAGGCAGCAAGGCAGGCGGGUCAGGUGAUCCUCGAGACGGGCACGCGAGUCGAGAUCUUCGCGGAGGAUUCGGGGGAGGAGAGGUGGUGGCCGGGGACCAUCAUGGAGCGGACGGAGGACACCGACGGCCGGCUCGUGCACCGCGUCCAGUACACCAACUUCGAGGGCGACCGGUACUGGCACGUGCUCGACGACGAGCAGUGGCGCAGGGUGGCGGACACGGGGCCAGAGGUAGACCACGCCCGCGCUGGCGCUGGCGACGCGGCACUCCGCGACGGCGCGAGCUUGGCGGCCUCCAGACUAAUGAGGUGGGACAACGCCCGGGGGGAGACGGCCGGCGGGGCGAGCGAGACGACCGGCGAGGCGGGCUCCGCCGAGACGACCGGCCAGGCGGGCUCCGCCCCUGACCUCAACUGGCCGGGGCGGAGGAGGGUGCGGCGCAGCGCCGCCAUGGAGCUGCUUCGCACGCGGGACGAGGCCGAGCAGCGCGAGGCCAGGCGGCCCGACGACGCACCGAUGCUGUCGCGACACAGCGCCACGCUGUCGCGUCAUCUCGUGUGGGUGCGCCGCCUGCUGAGGGAGUACCUCGCAGAGCUGGCGGAGGACAGCCUGUCGGUGCCGAUGCAGCGCACUUCCCGCGGCCUUCACCCGACCAUGCGGUGGACGGUGCAGUUCGGCGAGUGGCUGGCCACGACGCGGAUCGUCGAGUCGAGGGCGUGUAAGUGGCACCUGGCCGAGGAGCAGUCGGCGGGACAGGCGGAGGCGACGGUGCGCAGCGGCCGGGGCUCGAACACGGUGUACGUCGCACUGCAGCACAUGAAGAACCACGUCUGGCGCGAGCUGUGGCCCGCGAUGCCGGCCGACGCGAGGCAGUACUGGCACUGGGUGACGCGGCGCGUGAUGGGGAUCUUCGACGGCGGCGGCGGCGGGAUGCGACAGGUUGCAGAGAAGGCUGGGAGGGGAGCGGGACAGGCGGCGGCGCAGGCGAGCGUCGCGCGAGGCGAGGGCGUGGAGCAGCAGCAGGCGGCGAGCGCGAAGGCGAGCGCGGACGCGACCCGGCAGGUGGAAGCGGAGCUGCGCGCGGGGACGACCCGCCCGUGCACGAAGCAGCACCUGUUCCAGGCGGGGGAGUACCUGCUGCAGGACGCGCACCUCUCCGAGCCCUUCGAGGUGAACGUGGCCUUCAGCAUGAGCGCGUACGUGUGCCUCGCGAGGCAGACCGGCUGCCGGCCCGGGAUGACGAUGAACGACGCGGACGACCUCGCGAACACUACCAGUCACUGGCACGAGGUACCGCCGCUUCGGAUGAGCGACUUGCGGAUCGACAUGGACAACGAGCUGGGCGGCGCGCAGACCGAGGGCGCGUUCCGGGCGCUCUGCAGGAUGCAGGUGACGUUCAAGCGGAAGAAGGGCGAGUACUUCGCACACUACGCGUUGGCUGGGGGCUCCGCGACGGCAACCCUUGAGGCGGCUGGUCGGCCCAGACUCCAGUCGUACUCGUGGCGCGUCGUGCGAAGUCCGACAGGUUCGGCACCGGGCACCGCCUCGGUAUACAACAAAAUGCGCCUGCGGGCGGACCUUACAGAUCACAGAUCACCAAACCUCUUCCCGCCCGGGCAACUGAAGCCGGUUAUGUACAUGGGCCGAUCGCUGGUGCUCGUCUCCGCUACGAGCGCCGUGGUUCUCGCCCUUUUCAUCAGCGAACGCCGUCGCCGUCGCCGUGUCUCACCGUCAGCGCCGCCAUCCUCUCUGCCGUCCUCGCCACCGUCGACACCAAAAGCGUCCGCCUCCGAAGCCGCGACAUCGCUCGAUCCAAAGACUGGAUAUCGCCAGCUCGUGCACAUCCUCCGCGAGCAGAACAAGAGCGUUGUGCGUGAUUGGGAGGCGCGCGAGUGGGCCAAGGCCAAGGCCAAGGUGCAGGAGCGGGUCGCCCGCGCCGAGCGAAUGGAGGCGGAGGGCAUCCCGGACCCUGUGCGAGAGAAGUCGAAGGCGCUUCUCGCGGCUCGCAAGGCGCGCGAGGAGGCGGCGGCGGCGCACGGUUGUGACGAGCCGGCAAAGGAGCCUGCAGGGCAUGCCUGCCGCAGGAAGGAAGCGUCGGCAGGGAGGGCAGGCGGAGCCCUGCCGGCGAAGGCUGCGCCGCUCGCGCAGCGGAACCUGAUGCGGCCUGGCGGCUCCAACGCGAUGACGAUCAAGGAGGAGCUCAAGCGGUGGCCGCACCCGCCGGCGUGCGCGGGCUGCUACGGCGCGCUGGUGGAGCACAGCUGGCCGCUCUACUUUGACCACUUUGACUGGCUGGACGAGAUGGCGUCUGCGUACCUCUUCUCUGAUGCGGGCGAGGUGAUCCGCUGCCUGCACUGCCACAGCGGCACGCGCGCGGGCUUCAUCCCGAAGAAGGAGAAGCAGCUCGCCGUCUUUGACUUCCAGCUGCAGUGGCUCACCGCCGUGCACGCGGCGAGCCUCCGCCUCCCUCCCUGCUCCCGACUUCGCGGUAGAGGUGACCCGCUCCCCAGCACGCAGGCGAGCGGCCACCCGAGCGUCGAGAAGACCGUCCGCGUGCUGUGCGACUACUACCGCAAGCUCACCAGCGACCGGCCGGCGAGCGAGGCGGAGCUCUUCUGGCGCAACCGCACCGGCGUCACCGCGCGCCGCAGCCGCGCUUCGCUCGGCAACACGCUGCCCGGCAACCACCUGCCCAGCGCGGAGAUGUGA
Molecule: messenger RNA, 2967 nt
Organism: Emiliania huxleyi CCMP1516
Lineage: Eukaryota; Haptophyta; Isochrysidales; Noelaerhabdaceae
Exons: 4
Coding region: 1-2967 (988 amino acids)
Source: RefSeq, a predicted model, not a curated record